UGUCAACAUCUCCCGCCGUGUGUGAUCAUUCUGCCUUCAACUUCGCCUCUGGGCCUCACAUUUCUUGGCAGCUUCAUUCAAUACACACAACGAUUCUCGCGUUCGUUUGCUGUUUUAUCACUACCAUUAAGCUCGAAAUACGAAGAUGUGGAAAUCAACGUGUGUAGUUCUACUGUGCUUCUUCGCUCUAGCAUCAGCAAAGCGAAAGUCAACCCCCGGUGUUGGCUCGUGUGCUAAUGUUUUCUGCGGGAUUGGACGCGAAUGUGUCGAGGGACUAGCAAAGGAGCCAGUUUGCGAUUGCAUAGAACGAUGCUUUGAGCCACCAAAGCCAAUCUGCGCCAGUGAUGGUGUUACUUAUGAAAAUGAAUGCGAGAUGCACCGAACCGCCUGCUCUGCUGGCAAAGUGUUGCGAAAAAUUGCUGAUGGAUCUUGCAAAAAGGAGGCCGAGCUUGAAAAGAAGAUAAUGGAAGAAGAGAAAAGGAAAUCACCCCAACCAGUUGUCUGUCUGGAAAAGGAUCGUGAUUUACUGAGAGAAAAACUCCUGACCUGGAUGAAAAAAGUUAACAUUGCAGUUGAAUCAGAAAAAAAGGAAUACAGGCAAAUGCUGAAAGAUCUCUUCAAAGUUCUUGAUGAGGAUAAUGAUACCAAACUUGAUACAAUGGAAUUCGUCAAACUGCUGGAAGGAAACGAGUCUGUUAGUGAGAUUCUGACAAAAGACAAGCACACCAACCCUGUCCUCAGAGGCCUUUGUGCUGAUGCACUCAUCGCAAUCACAGACAUCAACUCUGACUACAAGCUUGACUUCGCCGAGUUCAUGAAAUGCCUUGACCCAAAAUUUAAGCUUCCAGUAAAACAUUGUGCACUUGGAGACAGAAAAUACAAGGAUGGUGAUGAAGUUCCACAAGGUUGCAACAACUGCGUCUGCGCUUGCGGCAAAUGGGUUUGCACUGCAGUCAAUUGCGAUAACUCUGUUUACUCGCAAUUUGAGAAGAAAGACAAGAAAGCAUCAAAAAUGCCAUAAGAAAAACGACGAUUUAUAGAUAUUAGAUAAGGAAAAACCUUGCUAUUCAACUUCAUCAUGUAGAAUUAUGAAAAACCACUGACGAAGAUCAAUUUGCACUGUAGCAAAUCGCAGCAUAUUGUUUGUAGACAUUAUUUUCGUUUUUCUUAUAUUGUUGUAUUUGUAUUAAAUAUUAGCCAUUUAUAAAAGUUUAAACACAAUAUUUUGAAGUUUUGAACAGUUUUUAUAGGAUUGGAAGACGUUUUUUUGCCAUAUUUUUGAAUAAAUAAUGUCGUUGUAAUGUCAUGUUGUUUCGUUAGUAAAUAAUCCUGAAGUUUGUUUUAUUUUGUUUACAGUUUCGGGUUUAGAUAACCAUUUUCCUCAUAGUUUUUUAAGUAUAAGGGUUCACUUUGUUUAAGGGUUUGUUCAAGGCUUCUGUGUUAGUCAAGGCAAUAAUAGGCUGUCUGUGCAACUUUUUUUGAUUACAACUUACACCAUAUAUUACUAGGCCUGCUGAAAUCUGAAGGUUCGUCCAUUUUGAUCAGAUGCAAGUACUUCAUGUAAAGGCAACCUGAUUACAGGACUGUUUUCUUUGAGAGGUCUUGGCGUACGAUAGCUAAGAAUUGAUAGAAACUAGGUCUGCAUUUUACCAAAGGAGUCCUUGAACGCCUCGGGGUAGUUUUUCUUGCUACUGGUAGUUCUAUUUAAGCGUUUAUAACAGUGAUUCGUUGUCUUGUUACUAUCUGCUUAAAAUGAAUUGUUUUUGGUCUUUCAGAAUUAACAUUAGGUCAACGUGUUUUCA
Molecule: messenger RNA, 1802 nt
Organism: Rhopilema esculentum
Lineage: Eukaryota; Metazoa; Cnidaria; Scyphozoa; Rhizostomeae; Rhizostomatidae
Product: follistatin-related protein 1
Biological process (GO): multicellular organism development; cell differentiation; regulation of BMP signaling pathway
Cellular component (GO): extracellular region
Molecular function (GO): protein binding; calcium ion binding
Source: RefSeq, a predicted model, not a curated record